AUGGCUUGGUUCUGGCGAAGUUGGACAACAGACGGCGUUCUUGUGGUUGACCGCGCCACACCAUGUGUUGUGGAUAGCACGUUGCCCGUCUCAAUCAAAUUAAACUUAACUUUGUUGUGCCACGAACACAAGACUGCAUCUGUGGACACCUGGAACUGUGUACAAGGUCGAGUUGCGCAGAGGGGGUCGUUGCUCACCCAAAAAGGGGCACAGGGACACAAGGCGUUACGUGCUCCGGCCCGUGAACGGCGCGAAGCGCUCGAAGGAGGUGUCCUGGCAUAUCACCCUCGAGAGGACGACUACGCUGAUUCACUGCAGCAAGCGCUCGAACCACAUGUUGGUUCCGAUGAUAACGUAUCGACACUGCCCAUCCAAUACAACCCCAGUGUCAGCAACAUGAACGGGUAUCAGGCGCGAAUGUAUCUCCGCAAGGAGUCAAGGAAGGGGAGUGAAGGGAGUGUGGCGAGAGAGACCAGGGGUGGGCGGCGUACGAGUGAUGCUAUGUCACCUGAGGAAAAGUUCCGUGCAACUUCACCUUCGCCAUCUCACCCGCCGGUAAUGAACGGACACUGCUCGAGAAUGGUUCUCCAGGUUGAUCUAGGUCAUAUCGGCGCUUGGGGUCGUACAGGGUCGCCGCGAUACCUUGCAGCGCUAACCAAUAUUCAUCCCCUCAACGGCCUUCGGGCGAAAAAUAUGACAAGAUCGGCCACGUUACUCCCGAUCAGCCCCCGAGGCGAUCCUCCACAUCUCACCCUCCGGUGA
This is a messenger RNA of Pisolithus orientalis, 762 nucleotides long. RefSeq lists its product as uncharacterized. The transcript has 7 exons. NCBI's taxonomy places the organism in Eukaryota, Fungi, Basidiomycota, Agaricomycetes, Boletales, Pisolithaceae. The record is from RefSeq and is a predicted model, not a curated record. Bases 1 to 762 code for a protein of 253 amino acids.